Molecule: messenger RNA, 1368 nt
Organism: Gopherus evgoodei (Goodes thornscrub tortoise)
Lineage: Eukaryota; Metazoa; Chordata; Testudines; Testudinidae
Product: cytochrome c oxidase assembly protein COX16 homolog, mitochondrial
Exons: 4
Coding region: 796-1119 (107 amino acids)
Biological process (GO): mitochondrial respiratory chain complex IV assembly
Cellular component (GO): mitochondrial inner membrane
Source: RefSeq, a predicted model, not a curated record
AUUAAGGUUAUAACAACCAACAAGAAUGCACUUUUUUGUAGAAAUCUGUGGUUAAAUUGAAUCUUCCUCACUAGUGAUUCAAAUCCACCCUGGUUUUAAUUUUUAGUAUGUACUUAAUUACUGCUCCUCCUUCAGUUGCUCAGCAUUAUAUACAUAAUUGUAAUAUUGGUAAGAAUUAUUGUUGUUGGUGGUAGGAAAUAUUUAUAUUAUGGCACACCCAAUGUUCCCUGUUAGGGAAGGUGACUAUUUCUGAUUUGGAAAUCAGAAAAUGGAACCAACCUGUCUGGUUUCACUGCCCAAACAAUGUGAAGGGCAAAAAGUAAAACAGAAUUUAAACAUUCUUUAGAUUUUAUAAUGUAACGGUGAUGUCAGUAAGAGUAGGGCAGGUAAAGGUUUGGAACUGUAGUCUAAGGAACAGAAUAAAUUUGUCACACCAGCUGAGUCAUUGUGCCUCUCUCCACUGCAGAGGCUGGUGGUGGUUUUGUGAUCUGAAGAAACAAGUAAUAUGUACAAGUCUGAAACCACCAAUCUAUUUUGCGUAGAGCCUCAAAUUAGGCCUAUGAUGAUGAUUUAUAUUUUAUGUAUUUAAUACUGUAGUGCUCAAUGCUUUACUGUAUUUGGAGGAAGACAGCAUCUUGGUGUUACAAUCUAAAUUAGGUAGUACAGUUCAGAUAUGUAAUUUAAAGAAAAACAGAUAAUCUAAUCACUGGUCCCCUUUUGUAUGUCUGUGUAUGUAGCAUUUUUAUUUAUCAUGUACUGUAUAUAGCUGAAAGUGUGCUGGGUAAUAUAUAGUAAAUGGUCUCUGCCAAACAAUUAACAGGUCAAAAUCAAGACAAGACAAAACAGAACAUAUACAGCAUGCUCCUGAUUAUUGGUGGGUCCUUUGGUCUCCGUGAGUUCACUCAAAUCCGUUAUGAUGCUCAAAAACUCCACAGCAAGAUGGAUCCAGCUUUGGAAGAAAGAAUCAGAAAGAAUAAGAUAUCAUUGGAAUCUGAAUAUGAGAAACUGAAAAACUCUGACUUUGAUGACUGGAAGAACAUCAGAGGGCCCCGUCCAUGGGAGGAUUCCAAGUCCCUUCAAGAGCAGCAGCAGCAAGUUCUUCAUUCCAAGUCAUCUUGACUAUGUGCGCUCACUCCGGUGUCUUUGUAGAAUCACUGCUAUGCCAGUGACUGGGCUUUCUUGCCUUCUAAUCUUGUGUCCAGGGAGAGACAUGGGUGGGGGAAAAACCAAGCUGACAGGUGGUUUACUUGAGACCAGUCUGAGAUGAAAUGUUAAAUAAAGAUCUUUGUUCAACUGCAGCCAUUUGCAUGGAAGCCCAUAGACUGUGUAUAUUAAUUCUUAAUAAAGAUCAGUCCAUUCUUUCAUUGA